UCGUAUACAGAAGAAAUGGAACGGCUUUUAUUUGAAACAGGAAAUCUUUAUUUCUGGUGGUUCUUCUGCAUCAUUACAACUCACAAUAAAAAACAAUUUGGCAGAAUGUUGCUUUAAGCACCCAAUAUAAUCCUUUCUCACAUAUUUUUUAUUUUGGGGGAAUUUUCAGAAAAUUUUUGUACAUACGUGUGCUACACACAAGAAUUCAUACGGUUUUGCAGCAAACAAACAAACAAAAACUAUGUGAUUUUUCAAACAUUUCGUAACCACCUGAUACCCUCCUACAUUCUCUGUCUCUCUUGUUGGGAUUUAAGCCAAAAAAAUUCUACUAAAAUCACAUGAAAUUGGCUAAAAAGUAUUUUUUUUUACUUUUAAAGAAUCUUCAAUAUGUAUCAUGUUUGAAAGACUCUGCAAAGAUAUUCUACAAACAUAUAACCAGGCUUCUAUGAAACAUGGCUGAAUUACAGUAAAAUCUUUCCUCAGAGAAAACAUUACUUUACCUCCAUGCCUGAAAUGUCGAAGAGAUAAUUUUCUCUUUUGAAUAUAUUUUGAUGAAUUUACAAAAGUAUUUGCAACAUUUCUAAAUAUUGACAAAGAUCACAUUUAGAAGAAAUUUAACAAAAGUUAUAUUUGCUUGGAAUAAACUAUAAAAACAAGAAGAAAAAUAUCCAUAGAUUUUGGUGAGAGGAGAAAUAUUUUUGAAAAGUUAUUGAUGUAUAAAACUUGAAGGACUGAUUUUAUUUUUCUUCAAAAGAUGGCAGAAGAAGCAGGAAAAUCAUCAUAUCACUGUGAUAUCUGUGGUAAAUCAUUCUCUGUUCGCAGUAGAUUAACUACACAUAAACGUACUCAUACAGGAGAGAAACCAUAUCACUGUAAUAUCUGUGGUAAAUCAUUCUCUGGGGGCAGUAAUUUAACUAGACAUAAACGCAUUCAUACGGGUGAGGAACCAUAUCACUGUGAUAUCUGUGGUAAAUCAUUUUCUGCUGGUAGUAACUUAACUGCACACAAACGUAUUCAUACAGGGGAGAAACCGUAUCAUUGUAAUAUCUGUGGUAAAUCAUUCUCUGAAAACAGUAGCUUAACUACACACAAACUCAUUCAUACAGAGGAGAAACCAUAUCACUGUGAUAUCUGUGGUAAAUCAUUCUCUAUUGGCAGUAACUUAACUACACACAAACUAAUUCAUACAGGGGAGAAACCAUAUCAUUGUCAUAUCUGUGGUAAACCAUUCUCUGAUGGCAGUAACUUGACUAGACACAAACGUAUUCAUACAGGGGAGAAACCAUAUCACUGUGAUAUCUGUGGUAAAUCAUUCUCCCGUACACAUAGCUUAGAUAUUCACAAGCAUAUCCAUACAGGAGAUAAAGGCUACCACUGUGAUAUUUGUGGUAAAUCAUUCUCUGCUGGCAGUAGAUUAAUUACACACAGACUAAUUCAUACAGGGGAGAAACCAUAUCACUGUGAUAUCUGUGGUAAAUCAUUCUCUGCUAGCAGUAACUUAACUAGACACAAACGUAUUCAUACAGGGGAGAAACCAUAUCACUGUGAUAUCUGUGGUAAAUCAUUCUCUGAUGGCAGUAACUUAGCUACGCAUAAAUGUAUUCAUAUAGGUGAGGAACCAUAUCACUGAUAUCUAUGGUAAAUCAUUCUCUGAAAAAAGAAGCUUAACUACACACAAACGUAUUCAUACUGGAGUAAAACCAUAAACCUUUUUGAUAUCUGCAAUAAAAUAUUUUCUCACAAAAUCAUCACUUGAUUAAAAACAAGUGGAUCCAUAAGUACAGUGACAUUUGUUUUAUAAAAUUCCCUCAGAAGGACAAGCUUGUGCCUCAGAAAAAUCUCUACACAUGAUAGAAACUAUAUGAAUGUGAUAUCUAUAGUAAAUCUUUCAUUUGAAAUGAUCUAUUAACAAAUCAAAAGAGCAUUGACUGAGGAAGGAAAACAUAUCACUGCGAUAUUAAACCUUAAUCAUUCUUUCAAAAUGGUGAAUUAAUUCUACAGUCAUAUUAAAUAUGAAAGAUAUAACCAUAACCUAAGCUAUUCGUGCUAAAUCAAUCUAUGAAAAUGAUCAAUUAUUAAAACAGAAAUGCAUUGAUACAGAAGAGGAACCAUAUCACUAUGAUAUAAUGAUCCUCAUCAUUUAACCUUCAUUUUUCCAUGCUUCUAUGGAUCAGAUAGAAUUCAUUGAUGGGGAUUUUCUUCAGCUGGAUGCCUUUCCCGUCACCCAUCCUCACCUGUUGCUAAGCAAGGAAAUAUUUUCCAUGGUGAGACAUAUUUUAUGCAGAAGACUGGAAAUGAACGACUGCAUUUGCAUGACACUCAUGAUGGCCGUUUACAAACAUCAUGUGAUAUUUGGCCAAGGGUACACUCACAUAUGCAUACACACACACACACAUGUAUAUAUGUAUGUAUGAAGAAUUUCUGAUAGGAGAUAUUUUACAUUUUUUUCUCUACAUCUAAAAGUUUGUAAUUCCUAUUUGGAAAUGAAACACAUGUAAUGCUGAAUAAAUAAUA
This is a messenger RNA of Octopus bimaculoides (California two-spot octopus), 2514 nucleotides long. RefSeq lists its product as uncharacterized. Gene Ontology annotation, biological process: regulation of transcription by RNA polymerase II. Lineage: Eukaryota; Metazoa; Mollusca; Cephalopoda; Octopoda; Octopodidae. Gene Ontology annotation, molecular function: DNA-binding transcription factor activity, RNA polymerase II-specific; RNA polymerase II cis-regulatory region sequence-specific DNA binding. The record is from RefSeq and is a predicted model, not a curated record.